Molecule: messenger RNA, 936 nt
Organism: Dujonia railenensis
Lineage: Eukaryota; Fungi; Ascomycota; Pichiomycetes; Serinales; Debaryomycetaceae
Source: the annotation of a GenBank genome assembly
AUGGUUCAGCAACUUUCUCUUGUGGCUCUGUUCCCGCACAGUAAAUAUGUCCAAACAAUGUCCACAUUGAGAGCGUUGACUGGUAUAGAGAAACCCCAAGACAUAUCUACAUACACUCUACUCACCAAACCGUAUUCUGAGUUCAAACCAAAAGUGGAACCUGGAAAAGUCAAUCAGAUUGAACAAUAUUUCAUGAAAUGUAUCACCACAUGGGACGACAGCACUAGUGAUAACCUCGAUAUAUCAGUUCCAAUAAUAAAAUCAGGCAAUGACGAGCUGAACCUUUGGGUUGAUACAUUAUUUGGAGACUUGAAUGGUAAUACAAGAAGAAACUGGACAUUACAAAUCUCUGAUAUUCCAACAGCAGGAAAAAAUCAAACGGUUAGUGCCCAAACUGUUUAUGAAAGUACUUUAGUACAUUAUCACACAACCAACACUAAGAAAGGUUCUCUUGCAAAUGGAGAGCCAAAGAAAGAUGAACCAGUUGACACCGAAAUGAAAGAUGCAGAUGCAGAUGCAGACCUCAAGGAAGUGAGAGAAGUAAAGGUGGAGAAUCAAGAUGAAUCUUCUAUCAAUACUAACGCCACUACAGAUUCAUUCCUACUGUUUUUACAUGACCUAGGAUACGAAGUCAAGAACCAAUAUUGGAUAAAAGGUGUUAGAUACUUCCACGGCGAUAUCUUCAUUGAGACGUUCAAAGUCUUUGUCAGAGAUGACGACUUCCAAUCAAAAGAUAAUCAGAUCAAAUUAAAACUACUUGAUUCUACAAAUACGUUUCAAGUGAAAGUGUAUAUUAAUGUGCCAAAGGCUACAGAUGUGGAGUUAAUUAACCAGGGGUCGAAAGAUUUGCAGAAGUUUCAAGACUUCAUUAAGAAUUUAAUCAGUUUAGAGAUUCCUGACAGAAUGUAUAUGGACUCCAGAGUGCUAAAAAGUUGA